GUGCCGCUGUGACAGUGGGUUCACUGGGGAGGCUUGUGACGUCGAAAUGGACUUGUGCUCAUUGAUUCCCUGCAAGAAUGCCGGCCUGUGCACUAGUUCCAAUGGAAGCUACACUUGCGAGUGCAAAUCAGGGUGGACCGGCAAGUCAUGCGAUAUUCGAGACCAGUCAGUAUGCUCUGAUGCAGCGUGUAAAAACGGUGGCACGUGCGAAUCUGAUGCUGGUGGCGGAAUCAAAUGUCUUUGCAAACCGGAUUCUUCGGUCAUUUCUGUGAGGAGCGUGAAGAUCCAUGUGAAACGAGGCCAUGUGACCACGGGUACUGUAAGGCAUCAGAUUCAGCCGGGUUCGAAUGCGAAUGUGAAGAAGGUUUUUCUGGCAAAACUGCUCCAGUUGCGUUCCGCACUAUCGCUCUACAUACCUCUUGCAAGUGGUCGAGGACUAUGUAGCCUGUA
Messenger RNA from Ostertagia ostertagi, 450 nucleotides. The record is from the annotation of a GenBank genome assembly. NCBI's taxonomy places the organism in Eukaryota, Metazoa, Nematoda, Chromadorea, Rhabditida, Trichostrongylidae.